Messenger RNA from Anguilla rostrata (American eel), 3960 nucleotides. It is a transcript of the gene blcap, whose product is annotated as bladder cancer associated protein. NCBI's taxonomy places the organism in Eukaryota, Metazoa, Chordata, Actinopteri, Anguilliformes, Anguillidae. The transcript has 2 exons. The record is from RefSeq and is a predicted model, not a curated record. Bases 299 to 562 code for a protein of 87 amino acids.
CGUCCCUUAAUAUGCAUCAGGCACUUGACGUAGGCACUUCCAUGCCUUUGGGGUCCUAAGAAAGAGCUGAAGGUGCGCAGGAAGGAAGCUGGACGAUAAUGGCAGCGAGUCGACUGGACGGAAUAAAGUGAUCUCCGGGAAUGGCAGGUCUGACUUGAUGCUAAUAAAGAUAAACACCAGCCCACAUUGUUCCCCGGUGGCUAACGGUCCCACUGUGAGUUUUUUUUGUUUGUUUUGUUUUUGCGGUCCAGCGCUGCAGGCGUCAUUUUGAGGUCGGUGUUCCUACGAAUCAGACACCAUGUACUGCCUUCAGUGGUUGCUGCCGGUCCUCCUCAUCCCGAAACCGCUGAACCCGGCCUUGUGGUUCAACCAUUCGAUGUUCAUGGGUUUUUACCUGCUCAGCUUUCUGCUGGAGAGGAAGCCAUGCACCAUCUGUGCCUUGGUCUUCCUGGCCGCCUUGUUUCUCCUUUGUUAUAGCUGCUGGGGAAACUGCUUCCUGUACCACUGCCAUGAUUCUCCCCUGCCAGACGCCGCGCACGACCCCAGCAUUGUGGGCACCUAGACCCCUCCGGUUGCUGUGUGAGCUGAGCUCCUAUGCCGGGCUCGGCAUAUACGAGGACACUGGACAAUCUGUAUCUAGACUGUGAAUAACAUCCCGACUUUGAACUCUUUGAAAUUUGCGAGGAGCGUCGUCUUUCCUCUGCCUCUGUUUUGGCGGGACGGAUCACGCCGUUCUCCGUCAUAACCCUUUCAUCCAGAUUUGAGUUUAAAGCCCCACCACCCCCCAUUCCCACCACCACCCCACCUCUUUCCUGCAACCACCAAUUGCAUUACUGGAUCUACAAUUUGCAUGGGUUGACUUUAGCAUUCUGUUCCCCGUUCAUGCUGACGAUAAGUUCAUGCACCUUUUUGUGUUUUUGUCAUAACACAAUGCUGAUAGUUCCCAAGAAGGGUAGAAAGCAGUGUGUGUGUGAGUAUGAGUGUGUGCUUGCGCACCUGUCAGUUGUAGAAGCGGAAUACCAUUUGGAAUGAGUUGAGUCUUAAGUGUUACAUGGCUGGAAAAAGAAACAAAAAAGAAAAACAUGAUUAAUAUGAGUCACUGUGUCCCUCUGUAGACGCCUCACAGUAAUGGCAGAGAUAUUGAAACAAUCAGAAGUUCAAUGGGCGUCGCUUCCAAAUUCUGUGUAGUAAGGUGGUAUUGGCACACUGUAAUUGAUAUAUCACCUAAUUUAAUAAAGUUGAGUUUAAAAAAAAAAAAAAAAAAAAACAGACGGGGGCUAUUUUCCAUGUGCUGGAAAUGAACGAUAUGAGGUUCGUCUCUGGUGACUUUUUUCACACCGAGUGGAAAUGCUGGACGCGGCAGCUGCUGUUAUCUGUUACAGAUUGAUUUAUCAGUCUCCGAGGCCUGCUGACUGCUAACGUCGGGAAGGACUGCUGCGCGCGUGAGGCUCGGGGGAAGAACUUUAACCCAGCCCGACUGGCUUCGCCGAACUUCCGCAAGUCAUAGGAAUUGAAUACGAAAUGAAACCUCUCUGGUACCGUUGUCGCUCUUUAGAGAAAAAAAAAAGUGGGACCCGUUGGAAAUAAGAGAACGCUUGGUAAGAGGCGUGGGGUUCUGCGUUCCACCUGUGGGAAUGGCCGGGGCAGCAAUAAGCACAGCGCUGGAGCCUGGCCAUCGACUCAACUCCAGACACCACACAGCGUUCAAUGAGUUUUUCCCCUGUCGACUUUUAAAAGAUGCAUUUUGACAAUGAAUCCCCAGAAGAAGAAAAAAAAAAAAACCCAUUGUAUUGUGUGUUUUGUAAUGCACGUUGGCAACUGCCAAUGAUAAACCCAUUUUGCUCUCAUUAGAUUAGAGUAUAUAGGUCUGAUUUGAUCUCUUGUGAAAUUGUGUGGAAACUCGCUAAUUUGUAUUUGAAAUUUUUUGCUGUGUCAUUAUUCGAAGUCUGUGUCCAAUGUUUUUGUUGUCCUUUUUUCAGUUCGGAAGCCUUUGUCAGAAUGAAAUGGGCUUCUCGUGUAUAUAAAUGAGGUUUUGAGUGAAUGCACACUUUGUGCUUGGUUUUCUAAUGGCUGGUUAAGCUCAAGCCCAUUUGUGUAUCAGAGUCCCCAUAAAUUUAGUUUGUGGGAGCAGCAGCAGGGUUAUGUUCCUCAGCCAUCUGGAGAUGCACUGGGGGAAGGAAAGUAUUGAAAUUAAUCUUUUGGGUACUGGGAACGAACAGAAAUGUUUUUGGGUUUCAAAAUGGGGGCGGGGCGGGGGGGGGGUGCAGGCAAUGUCCAAUUCCCACAGUCCUUUGCCAAUCCCUCUGAUCCACAGCAUUCAGAAAUGUCAGCCAUUUUGACGGAUGAGAACUUUAGAACCAUAAACAUAUGGCGGUUGGUUUGCUCAUGCUCUCUCUGCUAACGUGCAGCUCCUCUGCAUGCCUCUCAAAUUCAGCGGCAGAUCAUAUGACCCUGCGCCUUCUAUUUUCAUUCUGUCUGUAUGGGGAAGCGUAACUGGAGCUUUUGAGAUCUAAUACAGGGGAAUAAUCACAUGCGUAAAAUUAGCAGCUGCCGUUAGCCUCUGCUAGGUCGCUGAGCUGUUGAGAUCAGGGCUGAACUGUAGGAACUGGCAACACUGUUAUUGGCCCGAGGCUCAUGUAUUUUAAACUCACGUUCACGCAUCACAAAAGUAGUUUUGCACAAUAGCUUAUGUAUAGAAUAUUGUUGAAUACUGCUUCUUUUACAAAAAGUUUUCUUUUUUUUCUUUUAAUUUCCAUGCUUGAAGCAGAUGAACCAAUCAUUGUUACUGCUUACUAUCCACAUUGGAUGUAAGGUGUUGGGAAUCCUUGGGUAUUAUUAUUUUGCUUUGCGGUACCGAUCUCAUUUGAGGCCUGUACUUGUGGUGAUUAGUAGAGAUCCUUUUGAGUGGGGAAAACUGCACUUUUAAUGAUUUGCUGUUCAGAGAUUUGUGUUUUGCAGCGAACCCGCAUUAGAGAAUGACUUUUGAACCCAGUGUAAUGACAGAGUGGACUGCUGCAUUAAGGUAUUGCAAACAAUUAAGCAAAUGCUGAAUGCUUAUCAAAUAUCUUUUCAAGUAUAACCAGGCUUUCUCGCUGACUGUGCUGCGGGUUAUCGAGGCGCUUGUGUUGUUUUUGUUUUUUGCGGAUUUGUUGUGUUCUCCUUGAGUUGGAACACUGCCAAUGGGUGCUUUCGAAAAGCUGUGAGCCUCCCAUCUGUCUCAACCCCCCCAUCUCUGCCCCACCCUCUGCCUCCUACCAAUCUCACUGCCCCGCCCCCUCCCUCCUACCAAUCUCACUGCCCCGCUCCCUCCCUCCUACCAAUCUCACUGCCCCGCUCUCUCCCUCCUACCAAUCUCACUGCCCCACCCCCUCCCUCCUACCAAUCUCACUGCCCCACCCCUCCCUCCUACCAAUCUCACUGCCCCACCCCCUCCCUCCUACCAAUCUCACUGCCCCACCCCUCCCUCCUACCAAUCUCACUGCCCCCCUCCCUCAUGCCCACCCAUCUCGCUGUCUCGCCCCCUCCCUCCUACCCAUCUCACUGCCCUGCCUCCUCCCUCCUACCAAUCUCACUGUCCCACACCCAUCCCUCCUACCAAUCUCAUUUGCCCCGCCCACUGCUUCCUACCCAUCUCACUGCCCCGCCCCCUCCCUUAUACCGAUCUCACUGCCCCGCCCCAUCCCUCCUACCCAUCUUCCUUCCCCACCCCCAUCCCUCCUACCCAUCUCAUUUGCCCCGCCCCUCCCUCCUAUGCAUCUCAUUUGCCCCGCCCCCUCCUACCAAUCUCACUGCCCUGCCCCAUAACUCCUGCUCACCUUCCUGCCUAACUUGGCCCUGACCGUCUUCUCAUUUGCAUCUUUGUUGUUUAUCUGUUUACAGCCUGUUGCAAGGGAUGGCAGUCGGCACCAAAUCGUUCUUUUUUUUUGAAAUGCACCAAAUACAAUAAAUGUUUCAACAACA